Messenger RNA from Drosophila innubila, 2082 nucleotides. RefSeq lists its product as uncharacterized. The record is from RefSeq and is a predicted model, not a curated record. Bases 97 to 1737 code for a protein of 546 amino acids. The transcript has a single exon. NCBI's taxonomy places the organism in Eukaryota, Metazoa, Arthropoda, Insecta, Diptera, Drosophilidae.
GAUUCUGACUGACUGCUAUUUCACUCAACAUGUCGGCAUUUAACUGUAACGGCACUUUUUUAAGACGAAAAAUGUUAACUGCAAUUAAUUUAAACAAUGGAUUUGCAACGUAAAUUGCCAGCUGCUAGUCCAGCUUCUACACAGUGCUCUGAGUUGGAAUAUUUAAUAGCACUACAAUCGGAUGAGAUAGGGGGCUCCCAGCUGCGUCGCUCCCAGCGUUUGCGCGAAAAGGAGAAAACUAAUUUAGAAACUCGCAAAGAAGUCGUCGAGAAUACAAUAAAUAAUACUAGUAUCAAUGAUGGCGCCAGCUCGCCUCAACUGUUUGCGGAGACGGAUGAGGAAUUCAGCCAACUUGGUCAACAGCCUCCCAAACAGGCCAGUAUACCACAAGCGACCAUUAAUCAAAAUGUGGCGAGCAAACGCGCCAAUAAUGAGACUUCCGUGGACGUGUGGCCAAAGGAAAAGCGCCGCCGCAAAAGUACAAGCACAUCCCGUGCCAAGAAACAAACAGCAGCUGUGAGGAAACCAACAACAUUGUCUUCAAAAUUGAAUCUUAAAACAAACUCAAUUGAGUCGCAAUUCGGAAUAAUGUUUCCUUAUCCACAAGUGGAUAAUGCCGACUGGCAGAAGUUCUAUAACCCGCAGGCAAUUGUCAUCCCAUCUAAACCAAACUCAGGCGAAUUGGAAAUCAAGAUCUCGCCUGAAUCUAUACAAAAUCCAACAACAAUGCCACAAAAUGAAAAAUUAGUACCACAACCCCAGAAAACAGAGCCUUCUUAUCAAAUUUGUAGUCAACCUAAGCGGAAAUCCCAUAAAAUCAUUGAUUCUGCAUCUGGAACUAAGCGAAGUCGUGCCAAAAACCAGCGUAAAGUUGUUCCAAUAUCUACCAAUGACAAAGUAACUAAUCAAUGUGCACAUCACCAGCAGCCGACCGUAAACCCUUCAGAUUCAACAGAGCCACAUCUGACGGUAUUCACCUACGGAACUGCACAGAAUCCGCAGGUUCAUCCUGGAAUAUCCUUGCAGCUCAGUUACCAACAGCCGACCGUAAACCCAUCAGAUUCAACAGGUCCGCAUCUAACAAUAUCCAACCAUGGAACUGCAGCGAAUCCCCAGGCUCAUCCCGGGCUGUCCCGGCAGUACAGUUACCACCAGCCGACUGUAAACCCACCAGAUCCUAAGCCAUCAUCAUAUCAACGUCAAACUUGGACUCAAACCCUGCUUCCGGAGCGUUAUCCGGACCAUUUUAUACACCAGUUGCCGCCGGAAUCCACUACAAUGAAUGGAGUAAUCAUGUCAAGCGAAUUGCAGCGCGUUGGAGCUGAAACAGCUGUGCCGGAUUCAACUAGAGCCUUGCCAUCCAAAGAACUGCGACAAAUGUGUCCCACACCGGAUACAACGCCAACCGUCGCCCACGAAUCCUAUACCCCGUCGCCGCCGAUUGCGGAUUCGUUGACUUCAUCAACGCCAUCACUUAGUGAUUCGCUUGCCGAGGUAUUUGGCACUAGAAAAGUACGAAAUAUUUUAAACAUAGAGCCGCCGCGCAAGUAUCUGGUGCUGGAGGUUCAUCUGCCAGCGAUCGCGUUUAUGCUGGACGUGGAGCUGGGACGCCUGCGCGCCGUCCUGGGAAUGACACAACGCCUGACGCACGAGCAGGUUGAACAGAUGACACAGGAAUCCCGUGAAGUUAUAAGCAUACACUCAUCAGAGGACAAUCAAGAGUUUGAGAUGCAGUGAAAGCCAUAAAACAAUAAGUUUAUAACAAUAUCUUGUCAAAUUUUAGAUUAAUUUGUAUAUUAUUUUUUGUUAUUGUUGUUUAUCAUGUGCACAGCAGUUGCACUGUCUCUAAUUGAUUUAAUAAUGUUAAUCACAUAUUGAGACAGACAACGAGAACGACGACAUCAAAUGUAAUGUAAGAAUCGUAUAUCUAUAUAGAUAUAUAUGGAUUCAUCACGAGUGCACUACUGUGCGAAACUGUACUUAAAGUUGAACUUUUCGUUUUAAAACUGUAGUGUGUUGAUCAUUUAAAUUUUGUAUUUUGUAUAAUUUAGUUGGUAAUCAAUAUAUGUAUAAUGUAUUGUA